UAACAAGCAAGCCGGCUAGCCUCGGCUGAAAGUAGGUUGACGCUCGCUUCUCUGGAAAUUGACGCGUCGCUCAUUUUUAAAUUCCCCCGUUUUACCGGGACGAGAAAACUACGACUUUUUUUUUAACGUCGCAGGAGAGGUACUCUGAAAAGUACCCGUCCAAUGUAACGAUAAAGACUUGACGUGAGAUCCGCACCGCCGCUCUAUGGUGCCGCAACGUGAGGAGGUCAAAGAUUCCGAUGUCGUUGCCAUGUGUCAGGCUCCCACGCCGAGUCGACGCCAAGACCUCACGACGCAUUGAUCCCGGGUGCCACCGGUGCCCGCGUCCUCCACGACACCACCUCGCCUCCUCGGCUGCCCGUAUGGUAGAUUCACAGAUGUCUUCCUCACGACUGAAAGGUCCCAUCUGACAUGGUAACCCUGAAAAGGAUCAAAAUGACCUCAAGCAUCGAUCAGGAUGACCGAAGCAUCUUUGGGUUAGUGGACGACGAUGACAAGGACAAAGCAAAGCGCGUGUCCCGCAACAAGUCGGAGAAGAAGCGGCGAGAUCACUUCAACGUCUUGAUCAAGGAGCUGGGCACCAUGUUGCCGGGCAACAGCCGCAAGCUGGACAAGUCCACCAUUUUGCAGAAGAGCAUCGACUUCCUGCAGAAACAACAAGAAAUCUCCGCGCAGUCCGAGUCGACAGAUAUCAGGCAGGACUGGAAGCCUCCGUUUCUUAGCAACGAGGAGUUCACGCAACUGAUGUUGGAGGCAUUAGACGGCUUCUUCCUGGCCAUCACGACCGACGGGAACAUCAUCUACGCCUCGGAGAGCGUCACGUCGCUGCUGGAGCACCUCCCCUGCGAUCUUGUGGAUCAGAACCUGUUGAACUUCCUGCCCAGCGGGGAACACUCCGACGUCUACAAGCUGCUGUCCUCGCACGUUGCCGAAGGGGAGAUGCUGACGCCCGAAUAUCUGAAGACCAAGAACCAGCUGGAGUUCUGCUGCCACAUGCUCCGAGGGACAAUGGACCCCAAGGAGCCGCCUGUGUACGAAUACGUCAAGUUCAUUGGAAAUUUCAAGUCCCUAAACAACGUGCCAAACUGCACGCACAAUGGAUUGACGGGGGUCGUCAUUCAGCGAUCGCUCCACUCGGCCUUUGAGGAGCAGCUGUGUCUCGUAGCCACCGUGCGGCUCGCCAAACCCAAAUUCAUCAAGGAAAUGUGCACUGUCGAGGAGCCCAAUGAAGAAUUCACCUCCAGACACAGUUUAGAGUGGAAAUUUCUCUUCUUGGACCACAGAGCGCCUCCUAUCAUAGGUUACCUGCCGUUUGAAGUCUUGGGCACAUCCGGCUAUGACUACUACCACGUGGACGACCUGGACACGCUUGCCAAAUGCCACGAGCACCUCAUGCAAUACGGCAAAGGAAAGUCCUGCUACUACCGAUUCCUGACCAAAGGGCAGCAGUGGAUUUGGCUCCAGACUCAGUAUUACAUCACGUACCACCAGUGGAACUCUCGGCCGGAGUUCAUUGUCUGCACUCACACUGUCGUCAGUUACGGUGAAGUGAGAUCGGAGCAGCUGCGAGAAGCGGGGCCGAAAGCGUCGCCGCCGGAGAUGACGCCAGACAAGUCGCGCGACUCCGGCUUAGAGUCGCAGCCCAACGCCUCCAAUAUGAAGGAGGUGCUAGAGCGCUUUGGAGACAGAAGGACGCCCUCGGCAUCGUCGCGCAGCUCCCUAAAAUCCUCACGCGCGCCGCUGUCAGAGGCCUCCUCGUCCCAAGUGAAGCUCCAAGGAGGCCGGAGCACGCCGGGUCACCAGGCCACAUCCAACGCGGGCGAGGCUUCGCAAAGAAGACCGUCAAUCACCAGCCAGCAGUCCGUGAGCUCCCAAAACACAGUACAGACGACAUUGAUGGUUCCACAACAGCAACAACAACAACAACAACAACAACAACAACAACAAGUGCAGACCACUGUCCCGGCGUCAUCGGUGCAGUUCUCCGGCCAGCUGGAUAGCGUGCAGCACAUGAAGAAGCAGCUGGAGCAGCGCACCCACGCCAUCGAGAACAACAUUCAGCGGCAGCUGGACGAGCUGUGGAGGAUCCAGCAGGAGCUGCAGAGGGUGCAGGAGCAGAGCCUGCAGAUGCUUGUGCAGAAAGGGGCCGUUAAUAUGACCGCCGUGCAGGUGGCCCCCCAGAUGGCCCAGGGGCCCCCCGUUCUCGGCAUGCAGGGCCAAGUGGUCUCCGCGGGCCCGCUGCAGACCACCGUCCAGCAACAACAGAACACAGCACUGGCACAGCCUUCACUGGCAGCGUCUCUGUUCAACACAGUGAUGAUCCCGCAACAAAAUGCCACCAACGUUCUCCAAAUUGCCAGCAGCCUGCCUCCGAACACGGCCGCCAACGCUCCCACUGUCGCCACUUUCACGCAAGACCGCAACGCCCAAAUUAGGUUUCCAGCCACCCGCCAGCUACUCACCAAGCUGGUAACGGGCCAGAUGGCGUGCGGGGCGGUCAUGGUGCCGUCCACCAUGUUCAUGGGCCAAGUGGUGACGGCGUUCGCCCCACAGCCGGUCCCCACGCAGACCAUCAGCAUCGCCCAGCAGCCGACGCAGCAACAGCAGCAUGAGCAGCAGGUUCCACGGAUGCUUCCUGGAAGUCAGUUGAUCUUGCCGGCGGGGACCUUCCCAUUACAGCAGGCGGGAGCGUUCGCCGCCUCCGCAUCCGCCAACCAGCAGAAACAACAGCCGCACGCCCACUAAACGGACACUGAGACCAGUCACACGGUCCCGCAGCCGCAGCAGCUGCUUAAAGCUACCAGGGGGUGAGGGUGGCGAACAGGACUGAACCCCCUGAAAGUUUGCACUGAAGGCUGCAACGGCGCCCACGUGUGGAAGUGUCGUCGCAGCAUCACUUACUGCCAGGGUUUCCCCAAACUGUUUCACCUCAAUCAGUUCAAGAGUCCAUUGCUAGAGCGCCCGCAUACACUACUCAGAAAAAGUCGGGCAUAUUGGGUCUUCGGGGGGAAUUUCAAAAUGUACGUGAAAUGCCCUUUGACCUCAACAGCUGAGCUUGAUGUGACCUUCUCAAAGCAAUUUGCUGUUCUCUAGCAAGAAGGUGAUCAGCAAAAUGGCUGCUUAGAUUAAUUCUGAGAUCUCACCCAAUGGCCAAUAUCAUCAAUGUUUCGCCAGUUGUUGAUACUUUUAACUUUUUACAACAAGCACGCCACGACCCGAUUAAAACUGACCUAUGGCCCUUUUUCGGGCCCCCGGCCCACAGUUUGGGGAAUAAUGCAAUUUUGCCCCCGGAUGAACUAUUUUUAUGAAAAGAAUGUGCUCUCUAUUGGAGUUUUAGCUACGGCAUUGAAGGUCGUGAAAUAUAUCUUGUAAAUAUUUAACAGGGGAAAGAAGUGCUAUUUUAUAUGACACGGGAGGAUGAAUCUGCUCUUUUUGUAGUGUUGACUAUGGAGGAAAAGACAUUUCCUCUAAUGACAAUCCUUCAUGAAAUUUGCCAAAAAUUAUUCAAAUGUGCUGCAAAAAAUAUUUUUGUUUGUUUUGUUUUUUUUUAUAACCCACCAGUUACAAGCUCGUUCAUUGCCUGCUUUGUUUUUGUUUUUUUAACCACAUACAGCAUUUAUUACUUCUGGUUAUCUCAACACAUUCAUGGUCCUGCGUUUAAGAGAAAAAAAUGUUUGCUUCAAAUAAAGUUACCAUGUCACUCAAA
Messenger RNA from Hippocampus zosterae (dwarf seahorse), 3706 nucleotides. RefSeq names its product clock circadian regulator a (gene clocka). Gene Ontology annotation, cellular component: CLOCK-BMAL transcription complex; nucleus; cytoplasm. The transcript has 22 exons. Gene Ontology annotation, biological process: regulation of transcription by RNA polymerase II; circadian regulation of gene expression. Bases 412 to 2745 code for a protein of 777 amino acids. The record is from RefSeq and is a predicted model, not a curated record. Gene Ontology annotation, molecular function: protein dimerization activity; E-box binding; DNA-binding transcription factor activity, RNA polymerase II-specific. NCBI's taxonomy places the organism in Eukaryota, Metazoa, Chordata, Actinopteri, Syngnathiformes, Syngnathidae.